Molecule: messenger RNA, 1320 nt
Organism: Fusarium coffeatum
Lineage: Eukaryota; Fungi; Ascomycota; Sordariomycetes; Hypocreales; Nectriaceae
Exons: 3
Coding region: 1-1320 (439 amino acids)
Biological process (GO): RNA polymerase I preinitiation complex assembly; transcription elongation by RNA polymerase I; nucleolar large rRNA transcription by RNA polymerase I
Cellular component (GO): RNA polymerase I complex
Molecular function (GO): DNA binding
Source: RefSeq, a predicted model, not a curated record
AUGGGUUCAGAAAAGCGCAAGAGAAGCGGUGACACCACCUCUAAGCCAAAGAAGAAAGUGGCCAUCGAUGCAUCUCCUUCAGCGACCGUCUCUUCCGUCCUCAGACCCAAAUAUUGUCCUCCAGUGAUCGCUACGGCCGUUGGAUUUGACGUACCGAAAAAUAUUCCCUUCCAUUCAUAUGCGCCCAAAGAUGUUGCCAAGUCAAAAAGCAAACAGCCCAAGUCAGCCGGCGAGAAGGACUUAUUGUUGCACUCGAACGCGCACCGAACUAUGGACUACACGGUCAAGGCGGAUGGAGUCAGAGGGGUCAAGCCAGCUCUGAACCACUUUCUCGGAAUAUACGACCCCAAGACCGGCAAGCUCGAGGUGGUUGAGGCAAAGAAGAUGACUAUGCGGGCAUCAGUACGGGCAAAGCAGAGCGCUGCUGCUGCUGGUGGUGAGCGCGAUGCCAACCAGACCAUGAUGCAACUCAAGACCGACCUUGGCCAGACGUUCGGUACCAAGAAGGCGAAGAAGGCGAUCCAGGAGAAUGUCUUGAACGCUAUCGCGCCACAGAAGAAGCCCGGGGAUGCACCUACCAAGAUUGACGCUGCAGCUCGUGCCAUGCUCAGCUCCGUUGGAGAAAUCACAUCGACCAUGGCGUCAAGAGAAGAGUUACAAGCGGUUGUGGAUGAAGCUAGACCCGUGCCCAUUCCCAACCUGGAAGCGACCGAGAUUCAAGAUGUCUAUGAUCCUAAGAGGAUUAUCGGAGCCGACAUCCUUAAGCUGGUGCCGAUUCGAGAAUGGCAGGAGAAGGUCCAACACAAGGAGGGUAUCCAGGUGGCUUCGCGAUUCGUGGCUGCGCGUGUUAAUCGAGUAGCGGGUAACGAAGACGCUGUCGACAGACUUCGUGUGCUACGAUAUCUCUCCUUUGUUAUAAUCUUCUACCUCCACUCCAAGCCUGGAAAGGCUCGCGGUACUCGAUCUAUCCCUCCACGCGACAAGCUCAGGGACAUCCUCGCGCCCGCGCCCGAGGCUGUCGUCGAGAGCAUUCGCCGCAAGUUUUCCGACCGAGGUGAAAUGCGAAAGUUCCAUAUCGAUCUCCUGAUGACACAUUGCUGUGUAUUUGCUAGCAUCAUCGACAACUUCGAGGUGGAUACGCAGAACUUGCGCGAUGAUCUCAAGAUCGACCAGAAGACAAUGAAUGCCUAUUUCCAUGAGAUCGGUGGCCGUGUCAAGCCUGUGACGAACAAGGAGACCAAGGCUACAGUAUCUCUUGCACGAUUGACGUUGCCUCUGAAUUUCCCCAAGCAGAGGCACAUCGCUCCCAAGCGCCGUUAG